Molecule: messenger RNA, 1573 nt
Organism: Syngnathoides biaculeatus (alligator pipefish)
Lineage: Eukaryota; Metazoa; Chordata; Actinopteri; Syngnathiformes; Syngnathidae
Product: platelet glycoprotein Ib alpha chain-like
Exons: 7
Coding region: 109-1440 (443 amino acids)
Cellular component (GO): plasma membrane
Molecular function (GO): protein binding
Source: RefSeq, a predicted model, not a curated record
GGGUGGGGCUUCACCACACCGCCGCGUAUGAGACGACAGUUCAGCGAGCCGGACCUCAACAACCAGCAAGCGCCCUCUGACAUCUGAACCUGGGCUCGCUACUCCUACAUGCUGUAUACGACGCACACAAAUCUGCACCCACACAUCGGCAUCACCUUCACCAUGAAGCUCUUCUUCACGGUCUUCGUCCUCCUCGGCGUGGGCGUCGCCGUGGUGACCGACGAGGUCGUCUGCCAGACCGACCGGGACAGGGACCACCGAGUGCGGUUCAGCUGCGAGAUGGCUGGUUUCCGCACGCUUCCCGAGGGUAUUCUACCUGCGACAGAGGUCCUCUUGUUUCCCAAGAACCAGUUCUCCAGCCUGUACUGGGAGUCCUUCCAGAUCUUCACCAAGCUCCACAAGCUGGACCUGAAUUCCAACCAGGUGAGUCAGGUGACGCCAAGCGCCGGGCCGCUUCUCCCUCACCUCAAGGUCCUCGGACUUAGACGCAACCGGAUCACGUCUUUGGCGGACGGGGCCUUCUCCGCCUGCCCUGCCCUGACAAAUCUCUACCUGAACAAUAACCUCAUCGAGCUUCUGAGCGACCACACGUUCGCCGGACUCAGCAAGUUGGAGAUCCUAGACCUGUCGAACAAUCGCAUCAGGGUUCUUCCGCCACUCUUGCUCCGUCCCCUGCAUGCGAUAGAAACGCUCUACCUGGAAAGAAACCAGAUCAGCGAGCUCCCAGAAGAUUGGUUCAGCCCGAAGGAAGACGUCCCCUACUUGUACCUUUUUGCCAACCCGUGGGCGUGUUUCUGUAACCUGAUGUACCUCCACACAUACUUACAAGCCUACUUCUUCAACUUCUACAUGUACGACGGCCAGACUUUCAACGCUAGCAAGACCAGUUUGGUGUGCCACUCGCCUCAGCGGCUCAAAGAUCGCGCCAUCUUUCACUUGAACCAGGGCGACUUGUGUCCACCUACUCAACCGCCGCAGACCGCCGCCACCCUCCUGCGGCUCAACUCCACUAGCAGUGUGACUGAUGUGCAAGAAGAAAGUGCUGACAUCGGGCAAUGGAUCACUUCAGGCACACUUGACCAGUAUGGCACCACCACAACUGCAUCACAUCCUACAACUUCAACUCCAAUUCCUGCUACUAUCUCAGUUGGAACGCCCGCCGGCGCCGAGGUCGCCGAGGUCCGGGACGAGCGUUAUGACGCAUCCCUCCCCCACAUGUCCUGUGCCAACGUACUCUGUCUGUGGUUGUUGGCCACUAACGUGUGUGUGUGUUUGCUGAUGGUCGCGAGUACCCUCCUGACUCUGGUGAGACUGAGGGUCUGGUACAGGAGGGCAUCAUACAUGGAAACACAAAGGCUUGAAAAACGUGACAGCAGAAAAAUAAUAGUUGGGGGUGUCCCCCAGGGAAAGCAAAGUCGUUUUUUUUUCAUUGGAACAUAAAUGAAGCAAUCUGAAAGAUCUGAAGAGUGUAAUCCGGCAUAAUACAACAUUUGCUUCAUGCAGAAAAUUGGGUUUUGCGCCGCUCAGGUUCAUGUUGCUGUACAAAUUUGAGAUUAAAAUUCAAUUUGCUUCA